AGAAGGAGUCGUCUCCGGCGGCGGUGGAAGUCAAUUGGUGGCAGCACCGGAACAAAGCAAAUAACCGAAUAUAACCGGCACCUGCGGAACUGUGAGAGAUGCUGAGCUCAUCCUGCCAGUGACCAGAGCUCACCGUCCCCAUACCAACCAAAACACAGCAGGAUACAGACCAGACUCGCCAUGGCUGCCAGGCAGCAGAGACCUGCAGCUGCUGCAGACGGCUCAGCAGAGGCCAGAAGGACAGACGUCAGGACCAAUGAGAAGAAGUGCUCUUGGGCCUCCUACAUGACCAACAUUCCAACUGUGAUAGUGAUGAUUGGGUUGCCCGCCAGAGGGAAAACCUACAUGUCCAAGAAGCUGACACGCUACCUCAACUGGAUUGGAGUGCCAACUAAGGUAUUUAACCUCGGAGUUUAUAGGAGAGAAGCAGUGCAGUCAUACAAGUCCUAUGACUUCUUCAGACAUGACAAUAAAGAAGCAAUGCAAAUCAGAAAACAGUGUGCUCUGACGGCACUGCAGGAUGUCAAGACCUACGUGAAUGAGGAGGGAGGCCAGAUCGCUGUUUUUGAUGCCACCAACACCACCAGAGAGAGACGAGAACUCAUCCUUAAUUUUGCAAAGGAUAACUCAUACAAGGUGUUUUUCGUUGAAUCGAUAUGUGACGAUCCAGAUGUCAUCGCUACAAACAUCCUGGAUGUGAAGGUGUCCAGCCCAGAUUAUCCCGAGAGGAACAGAGAAAGCGUCAUGGAGGAUUUUCUGAAGAGAAUAGAAUGCUAUAAAGUGACGUACCAACCUUUGGAUCCGGACGAACACGACAAGAACCUGUCCUUCAUCCAGGUCAUCAACGUUGGCCGUCGUUUCUUGGUCAACAGGGUGCAGGACUACAUCCAGAGUAAAAUAGUGUACUACCUCAUGAACAUCCACGUACACUCCCACUCCAUCUACCUCUGUCGACACGGAGAGAGCUUUCACAAUGUGGAGGGACGCAUCGGGGGGGACGCUGAGCUGUCAGAGAGAGGCAGAGAGUUCUCAGCAGCUCUGAAGGGUUUUGUGGAAGAGCACCAUCUGUCAGACCUGAAAGUUUGGACGAGCCAGCUGAGACGCACCAUCCAGACAGCAGAGGAGCUGGGAGUUCCCUACGAGCAGUGGAAGAUCCUCAAUGAAAUAGAUGCUGGAGUGUGUGAAGAAAUGACCUAUGAAAUGAUUGAGGAAAAACACCCGGAGGAGUUUGCCAUGAGGGACCAGGACAAGUACCAUUACCGCUACCCUGGAGGAGAGUCCUACCAGGACCUGGUUCAGCGGCUGGAGCCUGUCAUCAUGGAGCUGGAACGGCAGGGCAACGUGCUCGUCAUCUGCCAUCAGGCCGUCAUGCGCUGCUUGCUGGCCUACUUCCUGGACAAGAGUGCAGAUGAUCUUCCCUACUUGAAGUGUCCCCUGCACACUGUCCUAAAGCUCACCCCUGUGGCAUAUGGUUGUAAAGUGGACAUGUUUGACCUGAAGGUGAAGGCUGUCAACACUCACAGGAACAGACCUUUAAAUAAAGUCAGAACAGAUGUUGUGCAUCCAGCUUUCCACCGAAGAAACAGCUUCACUCCAUUGUCCAGCCAAGACCAGAUUAAACGACCUCGUCUUUACAGCGUGGGAAACACUCCACAGGCUCACAUGCCCCAGGCCCCACAUUUACCCAGCAUGCUGUUCUCUGACGUGUCGGAGAAGGCAGAGCUGCAGCAGAGCGAGGACUCUAUCAACGGCUUCAGCGCAGCAGACCCAGACGAAUGUGUUCAGGAUUGAAGAAGCACAUAAAGAGGCUUUUCUCCACAUGGAUGUAUCACCAGUUCUGAGGACCAGCAGUAAAAUCCCCACCAGCAUCAGUCAUUACAUUCUCAAGCACUGUAUUACACACAGUAUGUGUGUGUAGCAGAAUGUGUGUUAUCUGUUCAGUGUUUGUUGGAUAGGUUAUGUGCGUGUUAGUGAGUGCACAUACAUACUCAAUGCCUUUGCACAGUAGCCUUCAAAUCUAAGCUGUGAUCUGGCUUGGAUGUAUAAAAAUGUAGAGCUUUGUAGUACGUUAAUACUCUGAAAACCCGUCCGUUAGUUUUUAGCACACUCCACACACUGUCGUCUACAGUCGUAUUAUGCUGUAUUGAAACAUGCUGAUUGUGAAUUGUAUACCUCAAUGGAAGUGACUGCUUUUAGUUUCAGUGUAAGGGAGUGCCUCUCUUGAAGGAAACCAUGUACAGCCUUAGCUUCUCAGAUUCUGUCUUUAAAGGGAACCUAUUAUUAUUCUUUUCUUUAUUUUCUGUCACAUGUAUAAUGUCAGGGUGUCAGAGUUCAUGUUCAACGUGGCCAAAGUUUCCGACAAUGAGGUAAAUGUAUGUAAACAUAAUCUCUGUGAGUAAAAACCUCAGGCUUCAGACUGUUCUGAAUUCUGUUUUCAACGUUUUUUCCCGCUUCUGAGACAAGAUGGCGUCAGCUUGUGGUGGGUUUCUGUAUUUGGUCGUCUGCUCCAGACACGCUACUAAGUGUUUGCAUUGUUUGAUUUAAUAACGUAGCCUACACUGCUACAUGUAGCUACAUGCUAACAUCAGGGAGACAUCAUCAUCGAUGGUCUCAGGAAAAUAAAGUGUUUUUAACAUUAAAGUUUCAACCUAAAAAAUAAAAAUUAAUAGGUCCCCUUUAAGUUACUUAUUUAAAUAUUCCUUUUCUCAUGUGGUUUGAUAAGAUGUAGUGAUAAUUUUAUUUUGAAGUGUAAUUUAAGGCAUAAUAAGCUUUCAGUGGGCAGACACAAGUUAAAAGAAAAAACAAAAUGUUUCGUCUGGCCCCUAUAAAAACAACUGUACUUCUUUUCCUCUUCUCUUCAGUGAUGCCUACCUGUGUGUUCUGCCUUCUCCUCAAAUAACAGCUUUAAUAUAUUCAGCUGUCUACUGUGAGUGAUGAUGUAGCACUGAAACUGAAUCCACAGAAGUGAUGCAAAUAUUUCCAAUACAAAGUGCUCCUGAGUUUUAAUGCAUUUAAGUUUCUUUGUACAGAAAAGCAAAUCAUUUGUGCACCCCUAAUGCAUUAUUCUGAUGAAAAUACACUGUAUGUUAUUUACCGGCUUCAUAGCAACCAUAUGGACGACACUGAUUCAUGUGACUUUGAUUUUGCUAUCAGCAGUAAAUCAAUAUUUGGAAGAAGUGCCUCUGUUCAAAGGACAACGAGACUGUGACAGUUGUAAUCAAAAGUAUUUAAAUAAAUGUUAUGCAAAGGUAUGUUGAAGGAUUGGCGAUGUGUUUCGAUGUCUUAAAAAAAAGCUUGGAUGUUAUUGCACACUGUGCCAUACAUGUUUCAUUUAAUAAAUUUGAUUUAAACGCA
Epinephelus lanceolatus (giant grouper) is the source of this 3354-nucleotide messenger RNA. RefSeq names its product 6-phosphofructo-2-kinase/fructose-2,6-bisphosphatase 2. The record is from RefSeq and is a predicted model, not a curated record. Gene Ontology annotation, cellular component: cytosol. NCBI's taxonomy places the organism in Eukaryota, Metazoa, Chordata, Actinopteri, Perciformes, Serranidae. Gene Ontology annotation, biological process: fructose metabolic process; fructose 2,6-bisphosphate metabolic process. Gene Ontology annotation, molecular function: fructose-2,6-bisphosphate 2-phosphatase activity; 6-phosphofructo-2-kinase activity; ATP binding.